This is a messenger RNA of Lindgomyces ingoldianus, 555 nucleotides long. RefSeq lists its product as uncharacterized. The transcript is spliced from 3 exons. The record is from RefSeq and is a predicted model, not a curated record. The annotation marks the transcript as partial. NCBI's taxonomy places the organism in Eukaryota, Fungi, Ascomycota, Dothideomycetes, Pleosporales, Lindgomycetaceae.
CUAUCUCUAGUGGCAGAAAUCAUGUACAAUGCGGCUAUCCCAUUGAUCAAAUCCUCGAUCCUCCUUCUAUACCAUCGAAUUUUCCCUCAGCGGUGGCUCAACCAGGCUCUGUUGGGACUUGGCCUUUUUAUCAUCGCAUACAGCGUAGCACAGAUACUCGCAGACAUCUUCCAAUGUACUCCCGUCGAUUCCAUAUGGGGAGCGAGCCUAAAGAAACACUGCAUCAAAUAUCCCAUGUUGAUCAAAAUAUGUGGUAUUAUCAAUAUUCUCACGGACGUGGCUAUACUGGCCCUUCCUAUACCAUCGCUGUGGAGAUUGAACCUGUCGGCCGCCAGGAAGAGGUUACUUCUCCUUAUGUUCUUGAUUGGUGGAAUAGCCUGCAUUGCAAGUAUUGUGCGCCUUUUCUUCGUGGACAAGAUCGGAAAUAGCCAUGACCCAUCCUGGGAUUAUGCGAUUCCUGCACUCAUAGCAAAUGUUGAGCUCUGCGUUGGUGUAUUGGCCGCCAAUCUACCUACCUACCGUCCUCUUAUCACAAGUAUGAUGUCAAGCCGACGU